AUGGGGAAGACAAAAUAUGCACUACUGGACGAGAGAGACAUUUGCUUGGUACAACAAUUUGCAUUUGAGGCGAGAGUGGAGAUGGAUCGAGACGGUAAUGGUGCUGCCAUAUAUGCCUGGGCCUACGACAUCGGCCGUGGCCGCACCUCUGGCCAGUAUGUCCACGACCUCCUCUGGGAAACACACAGAGGAGGAAUUGCAUCUGGAUGGAAAGUGAUCCAUUUAAACCAUGUGACAGUGGACAACAGAUUGGAGAACCUGGCACUAGUUCCUGUAGGAGCCAAGCAGCCUGCAGUCACACACAUUGCAACACCUAGAGACCAGUCCCUAUACUGGGUUGCUAUUCAACAGUUGCCAUCAGAUCCAGUAGAGGAGCAAUAUGGUGACUUUGUCGUAACAAGAUACUUUAAUGCCAAUGGUGAAGUGGUGGAGGAGGAGGAAGAUUGUUAUUAUGAAUGUCGAUAUCCUCCCUGUACCAGCAUAGAGAAAGAACUCCGAGAAUUUUCAAUAUGUGGUAGAUGUCAGGAAGCAAGAUACUGUGGUACAUAUUGUCAGCAGAAGGAUUGGCCUGUGCACAAGAAGCUCUGUCGAGAAAAAAGACGACCAUGUCUGACCGAGAGACCUCCUGAACGCUAACGUCAGCCCAAGCUAGUCACACAUCCUUGGUAGACACCCGUACUCUAAUAUAUUGGAGGUUUUUAUUAUUUUGCCGAAGUCUCGUAAAAAAUACAAUUUUCCAGGCAAAUAGUGACGACAGUGACAGUCCUUCAUAAGUACUGUAGUUUUUAUUGUUUGCUGGUUAGCAAGUAUAGCAAAUAUUAUGCUGUGUAAAGCAUGAACAAUUUGUAUACGGUUUUAACUGAUUUUUACUCUAGUAGUGAUAAAUUCUCACCAGUUUUGUAAAGUGCUAUAGAUUACAGGCACUCAUGGUAAUAUUGAACCUUGAUUAAAGAUAUAGUAAUACUUAAGUUAAUAUAAACUUUUAAUAAGUACAGUAUUGAGGAAACAUGCAUUGAAGUUGCAUAAAUAAUUGUCAGUUGCAUCAUUAAUGACAUUAAACAAAGAAAAAAUAGUUGUAUGCAUGACAUGUUGAAAAUUUUAUUACAUUAAUAGUUGCCUAUGAACAUCCUCCAUUGUGACGAGAGUGAGAGUCUGCCACUAGUUGUAUAGUAAUAGACCAUUAACAAGUGAAACAACAGCCAACACAUGAAUUAUCUGAUAAGUUUCAAGUUGAGUAGUGUGUGUGCACAGUCAUACCUGCUAGUGUGUGUGUGUGUGCGCGCACAGUCAUGCCUGGAUGUAUGUGUGUGUGCACAGUCAUGCCUGGUAGUAUGUGUGUGUGUGUACAGUCAUGCCUGGUAGUAUGUGUGUG
This is a messenger RNA of Procambarus clarkii (red swamp crayfish), 1372 nucleotides long. The record is from RefSeq and is a predicted model, not a curated record. Lineage: Eukaryota; Metazoa; Arthropoda; Malacostraca; Decapoda; Cambaridae.